CUUACCACUUCCGUGCUGUCUGACCUGCAGGGCCUGCACUCUCCUCUCUGGACGCUGGAGUCUUCAGAGCAGGCGGCAUGAGGUCCACCCUGCCUGUCCUCCUGUGCCUCGGGCUGAGUCUGCAACAGAGCCCCCGGGGGUCUUCAGGGACCCUCCCUAAGCCCAUUCUGUGGGCAGAACCAGGCCCUGUCAUUCCCCGUGGAAGGUCAGUGACCCUCUGGUGUCAGGGAUCACUGGACGCCCAAGAGUACUGUCUCAUUAUGGAAAGGACGUGGAGCCCCACAUGCAGAAGACCCUUACAGGGUCCAGGGAACAGGGCCAUGUUCCCCAUCCCCACCAUGACUGCGCAGGAUGCAGGAGGGUAUCAAUGCUACUAUCAGAGCCCUGCUGGCUCACUACAACGCAGUGAACGCCUAGAGCUGGUGGUGACAGGAUUCUACAGCAAACCCAGCCUCUCAGCCCUGCCCAGCCCUGUGGUGACCUCAGGAGGGAAGGUGACCCUCCAGUGUGGCUCAUGGAAGGAGUUUGACGGCUUCAUUUUGACGAAGGAAGGAGAACACCACCUCACCUGGACCCUGGACGCACAGCAAAAACCCAGUGGGCAGUUCCAGGCCCAGUUUCCAUUGGGGCCUGUUAACCUCACCGACAGGUGGACAUUCGCAUGUUAUGGCUAUGAUAGGAGCAAACCCCAGGUGUGGUCAAUUCCCAGUGACCCCCUGGACCUCCUGGUCUCAGGACCCUCUGGGGGACCCAGCCCCCCACCCUCAGGACCCAGGUCACCAGCUGGAGGCCCUGAGGACCAGCCCCUCACCCCCACGGACCCAGGACCCCAGAGUGGACUGGGAAGGAGUCUGAAGAUUCUGGUGGGGGUCUCGGUUCCCCUCCUCCUGCUGCUCCUCUUCCUCCUCCUGGGACACCAGUGUCGGGGACAAUGCAGGAAGGCAGGGCUCAGCACUGCUGUCACCUCCCCAGAGGCCACCCAAGGCCACCAGAGCCCUGCAGAUGAAGACCCCUGGGCUGUCACCUGUGCCCAGAAUCAGGGCCAUUGUGGAGUGUCCACUUAUCCCCUGAGUCACGGCCAUUCCUGGUCAUGAAGGACACAUUAGAGGGAGAGGACAGCCUGAAGGGUGUCAUGUGGGUCCUGUCCCCUCCAGGGCCCAGGCUCCCCAGACACCAGCCUCACCUGUCACCACUCUGCCCUCACUCCAGGUGGCUGCAUCUGGUGCCCCCCAGAAUGUGACCUACGCCCAGCUGAAUUACCUCAAGCUCAAGGAGACAGCCAGUCCUCCUUCCUCUCAGGGACAGGAGCCUCCCACUGCGCCCAGUGUCUACACCACCCUGGCCUUCCACUAGCCCAGGACACCACUCAGAUCCCACGCUGCAAGGACAGGGACACGGGGACCCCAGCAGGCACAAGACAGCCCAUGGACAUGCAGCUAGGUGUCACGGCCAGCUUGGGGCCUGACAUGCAUGGCCAGGAGCAUCUGCGACCUGCUGGACGUCACCUGAUUCCCAGUCACAAUAACUGGUCCCCAACCACGUGCCACGUUUGGCCAUUUUAUUCUCCUAGUCACCAACAGGCAAGGGGAGAGGAGUCACAAGGCAAGUGAGCAAAUGUGUGAUGGGAAAGUGCAUCCCGCUGAUGACGCACAGAAACGAAGUGACUUUGAUCAAAGGAAACUUACAAUAAAGUUCAAAAUGUGCUGGGGUGACCCUGGGGAGCCCCAUGUCACCUGCCUUCCUGCUGAUUUUCACACCCGGCUGGGACCCCUCUGUGCAGCAGCAUGACCUGGGCUGAGUGGCAGCCUGCAGGGGUCCCCUGCCCACCUCAGGGAAGGGUCUGUGGAAAGGGGAGCGCAGACCUGGAGCCACCCAGGAGCCCAGUGGGAGCAGAGCUGGGGACCUAGAGACAGAGGACCAGAGGGAGGGACAG
Messenger RNA from Marmota monax (woodchuck), 1933 nucleotides. RefSeq names its product leukocyte immunoglobulin-like receptor subfamily A member 5. Gene Ontology annotation, molecular function: inhibitory MHC class I receptor activity. The record is from RefSeq and is a predicted model, not a curated record. Gene Ontology annotation, biological process: cytokine-mediated signaling pathway. NCBI's taxonomy places the organism in Eukaryota, Metazoa, Chordata, Mammalia, Rodentia, Sciuridae. The transcript is spliced from 9 exons. Bases 78 to 1094 code for a protein of 338 amino acids.